ACGCAUUAUUAUAGAUCGACACGAUCAUUUCUAGCCGGCGUUGUUGCGCGAUGCAUUUCAGUACUCGUUUGACGUUUUUUAUUUAUUUGUCGGUUUUGUCGACAUGUACGGCGUUUUCCGACGAACCCGCGAAUUCCGGUCGUGGCGGUCACCAGCGAAACGUUUCUCGUUACAUCCCAGGGGAUUUUGAACGUUCUUCGCCCGAUCCAACGGCGAAUUCCAAAGAUUUCAGUAAUAUCAAUAGUAAUUUUCAUCAUAAUAGUAGCGUUUCCAUGAUCAUCAACAGUACGGACAACCAUCACCGGUUCCCCAAGACGUGGGUGGCGAAUUUGUUCUACGACGCGUUGGUCAACUUUACCGUGAUGAAAACGGUGGGCAGUUCGGCGUGUCAAAAACAGACGCAAAUGUAUAUCAGACAUUUGGCCAACGACUCGUUGUGGGCAGUACAAAGUGAGUAAAAGAAUUAUAAAAUAUAAUAUAUCAAAUUUCAAACAAUAUCGUGAACUGUAAUAUGCAAACACGAGUUCUAUGUGUACCAACUACCUAGUUAAGACAUCGCGGAAGCGAAAAUUAUUGAAAUUUUCAACUGCAAAUUACUUAUAGUGCGCAAUUUUUUUUAAAGAUUAUCGAAAUAAUUAAUCGACAAAUUCAAAUUUACCACAUGUAAAUAUCACGUCUAAUGCACUUCACGUUCUACUCACUACUACUAUUACCACUAUUGCUUUUGAAAAAUGCAUACGUUUACAUUAAAUUAUUGUAUUCUUUUCAACAAGUAUAAUCGAAUAAAAUUAAACCGAAUGUGUAGGAUAAUAGUAAGUUAAUUUUAACAAUACACGAAAUAUGUUACUCGUCCAAGUUGAGUAUAAAUUAAUUUUACAAGUAUAUUAAAAAGAAAAGAAAAAAAUGUAGUUAAUAAGCUACAUUGAUUAUAUACCCAACAUACUUUUUUUUGAGCAUUAAAUCGUAUACAACUGAUUUUUAAAUUAUUUGAAGGAAUAUAAUAUUUAGUAUACCCACAGAGUUUUAAAUUUUAAUAGAAAAAAAAAAAAUGAUUGAGCAGAGUGUUCGAUUUAAAUAUUUUUUUUUGGUAUAUUUAAAUUGAACACUUUAUUAAUUUGUAACAACAAAAUAAACUACAAUUGUUCUUGUUUUUAACGAAUUCUAUCAGGAAUUUGACCUUAAAAUGAUUAUAGAAAUAAAUCAUCCCAAUAUACUACGCUAAACUUUUGUUUACCACUAAAUUACAAUUUCAGUGGCAACGUGGGAAUGGUUCUAUGAAUCCGAAGACGCGUAGGUUUUUUUUUUCAAUACGUGAUUUGAUGGUUUAUUCAGCUGGGUGCCCCGUAGUAGGUUAUUUCGUGGAUAUUUUGGUAAAAAUGAGUUGAUUUAAGCUUAAAUAGUUUAACAAAAAUCCUUAGUACUUUAAAAAGCUAGUUAAAUUAGGUGGAUUUAUUUAAUAAUAACAAAUUUCAAUAUAUUGGACAUUUUUCUAAAACCCAAAAAGUUGCAUUUGUAUAAAUUGAAAUAUAAUUGUAAAGUAUUUUUGAUUUUAAGAUUUUCGAUAAAAUUUAGUUCUCCCUUAGCGUUUAAGGAAAAGUUUAUGGCGAGACUUGCUAUCGAAAAUCACCUCUAAAUAUUUGAUGGUUGGAGCAAGAUUCUGCUAUCAAAAGGUAAUUUAAACUGCAGAGAGAAAAAAAAAACCAUUACGAUAAAACUAUAAUACCUCCUCGGAAUCUAAAAUAUUUAUAUCGAGUAAAACAUUUUAAUUUUAAUUUAUCCGUAACGCGAGCUAUGUCGAAUCUAGCACAUAAGAUACACAUAAGACCGAUGCAGCACUCAAAUACAUUAAAAAUAAUGACACAGUCAAAUUAAAUACUAUCGAAAUGCAAUUAUCGAAAUAAUGCCUCUACAUUAUAAUAUGUUACGUAUUUUUUGUUCCGAAAAAAUAUUAGAAGUAAACAACUGCGUAACGAAAUGUACUAAUAAUAUAAUGACGAUUGUAACUAUUCAAUUUUGAACCGGGUCCAGGCGCCGUAUCGUUUGUCGCGUACAAAAUCGCAUCAGAUCUUCAUUAGAAUAUAAUAUCAUAUCGUCUCGCCUAAUACCGACGCGAUGAAUUCAUAAUAAUAAUAAUAAUUGCCAUCAGCCGGAGACAAAAAUAAUGUACGUAUGAUAACGUUACUAUCGUGUGAAUAUUAUGCACAGUGUCCGAUUCUUGGAGCCGAUAUCCGAACGGCAUACUCGUCGGCACCACACACCAAAUGGGUGUUUACGAAGAGUGCGUCGAAGUUCACCGGCCGGUCCGAGGCAAGUAUUGCAUACCGGACGUCCAUCUCGGAACGGCGACCGGCGAAGAUUUCGGCAAACCCGACGGCGAACUGCCCGGAAACGAUCACGCGUGGCGCGAAAUUCUCGGGGUACGUAAGUAUAAUAGUAAAUAAUAGAUAAUAUUAUAUUGAGCCGUCUGCGUAUGGGUUACAUUUUUUUUUUUUUUGUGACAAAUUCGAAUUUUUCCUAAACUCAGGUACCUACUUACACGAAAUCGAAAAAAUAAUUUAUAAUCUUUAUGAAUAAAAAUCCAUCGGUCCAGCGCCCUCUCGACCCCUCUGGACGGCACUAUUAUUUAUCAUCGUUUCCUUACUUUGUGUGCCCUUCAUAUAGCUUAUAUUUCACAUUUUCCCUGCGUUCUACACAUCAGAUUCCUUCUCAAAUGACAAAAAAUAAAACGCAAUAUGAGCAAUAUUACUACAGUCAAGUUUUCCCUAGCCGACUUAAUGCUGAUACAAUAUUCAUGUUUAUUUUUUUUUCAUUUAGUGAAAUUUGCUCACUGGUGUUAAUAAUGUACUUAAUUAAAUUAAAUUUGUAUUUAUUUAUUCGUGAUUUGUAUUCACUUGAUACCCAUUAACCACGACUACCCCUCCACCCUCUCCCACUUCAUGGUCAAUUACCAACUCCUUUUUCUAGACAAACGAGUUAUCCCAUAACUUUUCGGUAAUGAUGGCGAAUUGAACAAACGGUGGGGUCGGGGGUUGGAAGUUCAAAACCUUUUAAAAGUACAUCCCCGACAAAAAUUCUAUUCAUUUUAAUCGAGUUACUUUUAUAAGUUUUAAAGGGUUUUUAAAAUCCGGCAUUACCUGUGAAAACAUUAAAUAUAAACAUAAAAACGGUUGGGGAGGGGGUUGAAAAGUAGAACCACCGAAAGACGCAUUGUUUGUACUUAUACCAUAUACAUAUAUACAACAUCAUUUCAUCCUUCUGGCUUGAUUUGGGGAAUUGCAGUAGGGGUGUACAAAGUUAAAAAAAAAACACCUUCUUCUCACAACAGGUUCAUAUUAAAAUUCAACCAAAAUGUUAUCGCUUCAAUCCGCCCAUAAAACAAUUAUUUCUCUAGUUUGAUGUCUUUUGGUCCACGGAAGCCCGCUAAUGUACCCGGGGGUGGGGGGAGUAUAAAAUAUUUAAACAGAUAUAUUAUAUCAAUAUAACAAUAUAUAAUAACAGUGCAGUAAUUUUUAUUAUCGCGGGAAAAUGUACAAAAAAAUACCGUUGAUUUGUAAUUCAGUUUGUAGAUAAUGAUAACCGAAUACACAGGGACAACGUGAAAUUCGGUAUUUGUAUACCCGACUCUUGCACCGCUGCCGAUCUCGAGAUUUCGUUGCAAAAGCAGUUCGACAAACAUUUUCUACCGCACCGAGUCAAAGCUCUGGUCCGAGUCCAAUCGAUAUUGUGUUCCACGGAUAAGGACGAGUAUCCGUACGACGCCGGAUUUUAUUUGACCAGGUGAUCACGUCUUCAUUUUAAUAUAUUUAUAUGUUUAUUUGAUGCGACAAAACCACGCGUGCACAAGUUGUUGUCAUUGAAAUUAACCCAAAUGAUGCAUACUCUCAGUGUAGGUUCCCGUAAAAUCUUAAUAAAAUAAUUAGGUUUUUUUGAAUUUGAAAUAUAUCUUAAUUCGUGUAAGUUUCAUGUAUGCGGGUACAAUAAAAUACUAUAUUUAGUGUUCACUACUAUUACAUAUUUUAAGUAUAAGCGGUACCUACGUGGAAAUAAGGAAUUAGGUAUAAUGUCUUGAUAAAAAUCAGUUACAGUUACCACAUAUCGGUAAAUAAUUGAAAUAAAUAUAAGAACUACAAAAUAUGAAACAACUAUAAAAUAACACGGUUGCAUAAAAAAAUGAAACAGUUUAAAGCGUGACACAUAUUGAAACAAUCGAAAAAUGGUAAACCUUGGUUAUUUCGAAUUUACAAAUAUAUAUAUUAUAAAACCAACGAUAUUAUAUCCACCUAAUCUCAAAUGGAAAAAACGCAAUACAAUAUUUAAUAUUGUAUUACGUUUUUAAUACACAUUAUUAUGGUCCUUGUAAAAAAGAAUAUAUUUAAUUUUUUAACAGAUAGAUAGCGCUGUAAUUAUGGUAGUUAUUAUACUGAUUCAAUUCGUGUUGUAGCAAGGGUUUAAUGAUCUCGCAGCUUUAUUGGCUUUUAAUAUGAUUAAUGCUCAUUAAAUAGCCGCAAAUAAUCGAAGGCACGGAUCCAAAUUAAAGUAUGAUCCAUUAACUCAAUGCGAUAAUCUAUUUUUGAAAAAUUAUAAAUUAACUUAAGAUUUAGUUAACGCAACAAAUAGCUAUAAAUAAAGUAGCUGGUUCAAUGCAUGACGUAAUUGUCAUACAUUGAACCAGAAAGAUUUUCAACUAUAACUAUCUCCGAAAGGGUAAUAAGUUAAAAAUAUAUUAUUGAUCAUUAAUUGAAAUUGGAUUCCGAGCGUAGCGGUUUUACAAUGGUGUUUGUUUCUUUGUUCUUUGUUCUAGACUGUGGACACGUUUUUUCCUAGUAAACUUCCCCCCGAUUUUUACGUGUAGUAACUUUUCUGAAAGUUCUAGUUAAUUAGAUGGUACUUUAAAGUGGCCAUUUUUUUGAUUUUCAACGCCAUUAUUUAAAUAAAAGCACUUAAAUGGGAAAAAACGUAGGAAAACGUAUUAUUCCACGAUUUCAUUAUUUUAUAAAAACACGGAUAACGUUUUCUACCAGAAAAAAUGAUUUAAUCGAAAAACCGCAAGACACCAUUUUUAUUGACAUUUUGAUUUAAUUUUUUGGGGUAUAAUUGCCAAAACUUUUGAACUUUUAAGGAAUUUCAAUUGUUGGGAGUUUUUUAUUCGGUUAUAAAUACACGUAGAGACUUAAAACUUGAUAAUAAUACUUAUUGGACUUACAUAGAGGUGGUAAAAUUUUCAAAAUUAUCGAAUUUCCUUUUUCUAAUUUUUUUACAAUACUUUAUUAAUUUGUUUUUAAUACAUUGUAAACUACUAUUAUCCUAGAAAACUUGCUUCGAUAUAUAAGUGUAGCACCUUUUCUGAAAGUCAAUUUUAUCUACUUGGUAAAUGUAUAGGUCAUUUUUUUAUUUUAAGAACGAUAUUUAAAAUAAAAAUGAUUAACCGGCAAAAAAAAUACGAAUUUUUCUUGAUUUCGUGAUUUUAAAUAAGAACCUACCACAUUUUCUAGCACAAAUAUGGUUCCAAUUGAAAAUCAACAAGAGAACUUUUUUGUUGAAUUAUUAAUCUUGUUUUUAAUGAUAUAGUUCUUUUUUUUGUAUUUUUGAAUUAGUUUUUAUACUAAUCGGGAAAAAACAUAGGAAAAACGUAUAAUUUUACGGUAUCAUUAUUUUAUAUUAGUACGGAAAACGUUUAUUAUUAGGAAAAGUGCUUUAAUCGAAAAAUGAUAAGAGACAUUUUUUGUUCCAUCUUGUAUCUUAUGGAAAAAGUCGUUUUUUGAUUUCAUAAUGAUUCGGAAAAACCAGAAGAAUACGAAGUUGUUGUAAUUCAGUUAAAAAUAUUUAUAGCGACUUGAAAAAUGGAGAGAAUGCCCACAUUUUGUAAUCAAAUUUAAAUGAAAAUCGCAAAAAAAAAUGAUGGCACUUCAAAUUAUGUAUUACCAAACUGCGCUCGGAGUCGUCUUUUGUUAGCAACGGUUUAUCGUUGAUAAACGUCAGAUAUAAAUGAAAUAACCUUAUGUAUCUUACCUUCCCAACUUCUCACCACAACAGUGGCCGCACCCAUUCCCAGUAUCAGCUUUUUUUUAUUAUUAAAAGUUUAUGUCUAAACUAAAAAGAUAAGUAAAAUACAUGUCCGGUUGUUGUUUUGAAUAGUGUAUUUUUUUUAUGUUUUCCAUUAUCAUUAUAUUAAUAGUAUAUAAAUAUUAUGAAAAAUGAAUUAAAUUAAAAUUAUAAAAACUAAUAGGUAACUACAAAACGUUGAUAAAAAAGAGACGGGUGGCGGUGGUGUUAUCACAAUUGUUAUCAUGGUAACAUUAGUUACCAAUAGCAUAUUAUAAUAUGUUCAUGCUUUAAAACGAUCAAAGAGUUUUGAAAACUGAAAAAUUAAUGUAACGUUUAAAUUUGAAUGUCCCAAUCCAUACACAAAAUUUUAUUAUUUUAUAAAUACAUUGUAACCAAAAACAAUUUAUUAGUCAUGUAGUGCUGCUCGAAUCGAAUAUAUUGGAAGAAUAGCACGUUUGUGAGCAAUAAAAUAUGUGUAACAAACGACGACUUUAAUUAUAUUACUUAAGAAAUAUAUUUUCUGUUUGUACAGGCAUACGUACUGGUGACUGGAUGGCUAUACACCUAUAUAGGUAUAAGCAAUUAAUAUGCGUACAGGGCCAAGGAAAAGAAGGGACGCCCGGCGUUGGAUGGGUAUCAUGGGGUGGAAAUUAUUAUUAUUAUGUUAUUAAAUUAUUCUUAAAUAUACUUACUAUAAAUUAAUUUACUUAGCCCGUAAAAUGAUUCUUCAUAAAAAUACGCAUGUAUUAAACUUUUUCAACGAGUGCGGUGACGCAUCGCGGAGUAAUGAUACAAAAUAUAAUUUAACACCCCCCCCCUCCCUUAUAUACGUACUUACCUUAUAUCAAAGGCCAACACUUGAUAAUAAUUUUAAUUCGUUUUUAAACUGUAUAUUUGACUUGAAUACGGCAUAUAGGUACGCUGCAACUUGUUAAAAUAUUUGUAUAGUGAUUUAAACUACCUUCAUAAAUAAUAUUACGUAAAACACGAAUUAUGUUGAUAAAGCACAACUAAGUUUGGUCUGAGUUUAGACAAUAUUGGUUAUAAUACAGUAUACAUACUUUAUAUGAAUAGGUACAUACUUAUAAUACUUUUAAUUCGAGUACCUACGUACAAUAUGCAUAUUCCUUUUCCGAACGUUUUAAUUUUUGCAAUAAUUAUGUUUAGGUAUACGGAUAUUUUCCACUAUACCUAUAUACAACCUACGCGUAUUAUUAUUAAGUUUGGGAUUAAAAUUAGUUUCGUAUAGUUGCACAUCAACUUAAUAAACUUUACCAGCAUACAUAAUUAUUGACGUAUACCUAUAUAAGGACGAGCAGUGAUCUGUAGUGAGUAGAGAGUUUUCAAAAUAUACGGCAAGUACCUGUAUAAGUUUAUUAAGUUACUCUCGUAUAUUAUCCAUAACAUAUUUUAUCAUAGGGGAAUUCUAACAAAACGUAAUAACAUUUGGGGUAGGCCUGUUCCAGUUCUCGGUCCUUCAGAUACCGAAAGAAACGAUAAUAUUAGCGGUUCUAGCAUGAUAUUUAUCGGUUUCGGUUCUUAUUAUUAUUAUUAUUUUUUUUUUUUAUGCGGUCUCGCUGGUUUUAAUCAUUCGUCGGUAUCGGUAUCGAGAACCGAAAGAACAAUUUUCUGAACCGGACAAUAACCGGUACCGAUGUUUUUCAGGAACCGGCACAUCCCUAAAUAAUAUGUUUGGUCCGAUAAUAUUAUUCACUACGCAAAUAAUUGUUCAACCAGUUAAUAUUUUACUUUAUUUUACUAUAUUGCUUUCACAAUAUGAUAUUUCGUUUUCAGCUCACUAGUCGGAUCGAUAUUUUUGUUUUGUUGUUUGUCGACGGCAUACCAUUUAAUCGUCAUCGUCCGGAGUAACAAUAACCGCGGUGAAAAGAGCUGUAAGUAAAAUGUAUUUUGUUUAACACGCCCAGUUAUAAAGUCGCCUGUCGUAUUAACACAAAAAUACAAUGUUAUAACGUUUUAAGUUAUUCAUCGGCACUUACUAGAAAAAAUUAUUUUUAUUUUCUCCGGGAACCGAAUGUAUUACGGACAGACAGGGUAUAGGAAUCGCUGAUAGUAAUAUGAUUACAACGUACACCGGAAUAGAAUAUUACUGCGGAACAGACACGGUUUUCUAUUUCAUUGUUAUCAUUUUUUUUUCCGGGCUUUCAGUAUUGUUCUUAAAACGAUGUGUGUUCAUCUCGAGAUCGUAGUGUACAGUUUUUUAUAUUUUUUUUUCUUGUUCUUCGAAAUUAGUUACGAUUGUUUAUUCAAUUUGGUAGGCGCCUAUUGUAUUCUGCGGGUGUACGUAGAUUAUUAAGAACGACAGUAGGGCGAUUUUUCCAGUAUCGGGGGAAAAUAUUAAAAAUCCAGUUACGCAUUAAAAGAAAUGUGUUGCCCGCUGGCUACAAGCGAGAACUGAACCAUCCCUUUUAAAUACACGUGUAGCCGGUUAAUUGUCAUUGUUGUUGUUAUUAUUGUAGACGUCCGCGACCACAAUGAGCUGUGCGGAGGAGUAUUUACACAUACAAUACCGUAAUGUUAAAAUACAUUGUCGUGCGUCAUCUUUGUGAUAUAAUAUUCGUUUGACGAUUAUUUUAUUGUCGGCAAUACAGGUAAUUAUUCCGUGUACGAAUGUUGUGCAAAACUUCCCUUUUGUUUGCGAUAAUUCAAUAUACAUGUUAUUAUUAUUAUUAUUAUUACCGUCGUACGUAUUAUACGACUGGAAUAAUAUGUGCUGAAAUUUUCGUACAAACUCCGUUAUUAUUAUUAUUAUUAUUAUGUGCGAUUGUUUGAUAAAAUAUCGUUUUUGUCCCGACAAUAUUAUAGUGGUUUUAUCGAAAUACGCGUACGUUUUUAAAUUUCCACAAAACAAUCUAUUAUAAUAUUGGUGCACUACGGAGUUAACGGCGCGUUCUAAAACCCCGUGUAAAUAAAAUUCUGACAAUGGUCCUAUUAAAUGUGGCGGACCGCGCGAAAAACGAUUUCUGCGAAUACUAACACAACGGUGCAUUGAGAAUUGCAUUCCGAAAAAAUUAACACAAUUCAGAACGUCCGAAUCGCAUGCCAUCUUGUACAGACGGUUCUGUCCGUAUUAUUGCAUUUCAGGUGUUACAGAAGUCUGUCCGAAUUGCGCACCACGUGUACAAAUUUGCUUAUCAUAACUUUAUUUUUUAUUUAAUUUUUGAAAAACAAAAAUAAUAACAACUAAAGAAAAUUGUCUAAAAAUAUCUAUUUUUAUUUAUUCAUAAAAAAAAAAACAAAAAACUAUAAAGUUUAUAUGCUAGUAUUUAUAGUUUAUAGAAGGAAAUUAUCUUAUAACAUAAAUCAAAAACGUAUCUCUUCAAGAACACUGCCAAACGACCCACUGUACCGUAUGUAAUAAACAAUAGACUAAUCGAAUUUUAACACAGACGUCUACGUGCAAACAAAUUUAAUAAUAAUUCCUGCCAUACGUCAUACCCUUGAGACAAUAGACACAAUUAUCUUAUAAUAUUAUUAUAAAGCAAUAUAAUAUUUGAAGCUUUCAAAUAUUAUUUUUCUGUUUUAAUCAAAGUAUUUACACUUGCAACCCAAAGAAGUUUCCACAAAAUUAAUUAUCUCAGCUUUUUUUUUUUUUUUUUUAACCAAUCGUAACAUUGCUGUGAAAAAUCAAAUUAAUAAUGCAAAGGUUAACGGGAAAAAGUUAUUAAAUUGAAUUAGGCCGUACUAUCUACUGUGUAUAUAAUAUUAAUCACAUUUUUCUUGGUAAAAAUUUAAAUCGUGUUUUUGUUUAGUAGUAAAGAAAAACAUUUUCCGUUUGUAUUAUAGAAUAAUAUGAUAUUUUUCACGUAAUCAAUUUUUUUAAUAUUUUUAAAUUUGGAAAGGUCGAAAAGCUCGUAGCUUAAGGAGUUUUUUUUGUGUGGAUGGGUAGUGGUUUUAAAUGAAUUUGGCUAAAGUUUAAUUUACACUAAAUCUCCGUGACUUGAAAAAAGUCAAUUUUUCAUGAACUUUAAUAGGUAUGUAAACAUAAAAUUGGCUUAUUAACUUUUAACAGUGUGGUAAAUUUAAUUUGUAAUUAUUAUAUCUAUCAAAUUAUAAUAGAAAAUAUGUAUGCCUAAAAAAUGUAUACAGAGUUAAAAAGACGUCUUAGGAUAAUGGAGACUAGUGCAGCUACUGCUAUAGGUAGUUUAAUGUAUACCUGUAAGCAACGAUAAACUAUUGCUUAUGAAAAAACGUUUCUGAGCGGAGUUCAGUUGAUAGUAAUGUUUUGUCAACAAUAUAAAUGCCAUAUUAUAGUAAAAUAAUUAAAUAGUCUCUAUAUAUUUUCUUUAAUAAUAUUUGUUUAUUGUUGCCCGAUUUACCCGCUUUUCCCGGUUUUUCAUAUUUGUUGAAAAAACUCCAGAGAAAAUUGAAAAACAACAUCUCUAAAGUAUCUCCCCAGUGAAAUUUCCUUUUAGAAAAAUUUCUAUCAUUAAAAGUUGGAAAAAAAUUGCUGACAAAAAAGUUAUCCACGGAAAAAAAAUAUCAUAAUAUUAUACAAAUAUAUUUCGUACAUUUUCCCGGUUUAUUUCAGUUUUUCACAUUUGAUGAGAAAACUCUUGAAAAAGUCGAAAAAUGACCUCUUUAAGGUAUCUCUUCCCACUGAUAUCCUUUCAGAAAAGGUGCUACACGUAAAAAUUGGAACAAGCCCUCUGGUAGGAAAGUUGUCCAUAGAAAAAAAAAAAUAAAUACUUAAAUAAAUAUCUUUGUAAAACCGUAAUCUAAAAUCUUUCAGGAGUGUAAUAAUACGAUAGUUCCCAUACGGGAUACAUGUAAUGGUUUCUUUAAGUUAUUUUUUUUUUUUUUUAAAUUAAACUUGUAUUUUCAUGUAUUCACUUUUUUGUCGAUUUUAAGUUCAUCGAAAGUGUUCAUAUCAUUAUUUAUGUUGUCGGCAUAAUCUGGUUUUUAACGAAUCCACCAUAUUCAUAAACUCGUAAGUAAAUAUUAGACAGGUAGUCUGUUAAAAAAAAAAAAUCAGAUCACAAAUGUGAAAAGGACGUCUGCAGACCAUGGUCGAUUAUUAGUAAAGAUAAAAUUUGUAUGCAGAUUUGUUAUCAGCUACAUACAAUAAGGUGUUUUUAAAAAAAAUGUAAAUUUGAAUAGGCCGCUUGUUGACUAUAAUAACCACAAUUGCGUUUUAAUUUAACCCUAAAAAUGCUGUUUAUUGUUGUUAUUAUCUGGUAUUCAGUCACCUCGCAACGGAACGGGAAAAUUCGGGCCUAUUGUGUACAUAGGUCCGCCACCCAGUUCAAUAACAAUGAUAACACCAAGUGUUAUGACAAUAUCUCUCGAGAACCGUCUGUUUCCGUCAAACGUUUUAACGACCGUUUCCGCUGCCGGACAUCGCUGGUUUUUUUUCCCCCUAUUGUGUAUCGGGAAUAAAGAUACGACUACUACUAUACCGACCACUAUUAUAGAUACUGCGCAGACUGUCCAUUAAUUUGUUGUCGUUGCCGUAUACAUUCCAUGUGUUUAUAGCGAUGGCGAUUAAUCGAUCACAUUGUCCUUUAAUUGUGUUGUUAUCCGUCCGCUUUUAUUUUUACUGCAGAUAAAAUGCCGGAAAUACUUAAUUCGUUCUCGAUAAUCCGCAACGGACGAGAUUUGAUCAAGUACGAUAAAAACAACGAGCUGAACAUUUUCAACGGGCUGAAAGUCAUAACAAUGGUGUUGGUGCUGUUCGGCCAUAAAUUUUUGUAUUUAAUAAUAAAUCCGAUCAUGUAUGGAAAAAUGUUGGAGAGGGUAAGUAUUACAUACGUGUAAACGCGGUUUUAAAAUUGAAUAAUAUUAAAUGUUAGUUUCAUCAUGAUUAAUAUUAUAAAAUAAUAAUCGUUCAUACGACAUUGUUUGAUUUUAUUAUCAUUAUUAUUAUUAUUUUUUUAUUACUAUUCAGGUUUACACGGUCGGACCGGAUUUCUUAUUGACGUGCUUAAAUUUGGUCGAUCCGUUUUUUUACAUAACCGGGUACCUGGUGUACGUCUUGUUGAUACGACAGUUCACUAAACCCGCGACUAAUUGGCAUCAGAUUCCUACUGUAAUCGCUUACAAAUAUUUGAGGUACCUACUACCUAUACGUAACAAUUUUUUUCAUAUACCACCUAUAUUAUAUCAUAUGAAAAAAAAAAAAAAACAAAUAACAUAAAAAAAUUCAAUUUUUUUUGUAGUAUGAAAAUGGUGCACAUCAGUGCACGUUAUUGUUAAAAUAAUUGUUUUUCGAUUUUUAAAGAAUUUUACCGUCGUACGUGGCCGUGAUGUUACUUACGGCUUUUGUCAUUCCGCAUUUGGGUGACGGACCGUUUUGGGCAUCCAGGAUAUGGCCGGAGGCUGAAAAUUGUAAAAAUUAUUGGUGGGCCAACUUGUUAGCGGUUAGCAACUUUAUCAAAGUCAAAAAUCAAGUAAAUAAAAUUAAAAGCCAUUUGAUUUUUUUAUUGUUAAUAAAUCAGUCGACUGUUGAUUUAUUUAAUUAUUAAACGGUUCCAUACUUUAUGUUCACAAUACUCUCAUCGGUAUACAUACGUAUAGUAAGUAAAAUUCGUCGGUCGAACGUACAAAAAAAAAAGGAAUACAACCUCACCAUCACUGUACAAUACUGUUACAAUGCAGUUGUCUUUUAUUAAAAAUAGGGAAAUUAUUUUGUAUUUCUUAAAAAAAAAAAAAAUUCCGACACGAUCACGAUGGCGUAAAAUCGUUGAAUCUCUAGUUUUUCUUCUUCUGGUUUUUCAAUUUUACGAUUGGUUAGUUGCAGCCCUUUUUUGCACGUUAUAUGUUUCUCUUUUAAAACUCAAAUCCUCCAACUCUCGAUAACUUUUUAUUCCCAUCAUGUCCUUAAGCCUUUGCGGUACAUAAUAUUCUAUCCAUGGUCUUCUUCAUCCAAUUUCACCUGUGAAACUUAAGUUGAAACUAAUGUGACUUAUUUUUGUUUAUAAUUUGCUAAAGUUCGUAAAAUCUGAAAUAUUAUUGUAAUUUUAUGUACAUUUAUGUAUACAAAUAGGAUUAUUAUAACUUACUACUGAGUACACAAUGUAUACUUAGUAUAAUACAUGCUUCGACGUUUGAAUAUUAUUAGGUAUUACAAAAACUUUUUAUAUACUUAGCUUAACAGCGCUCCGAUCAAAUUUAAAUAGAUUCUCGUGCUGAGUCGUGCCAAAAAAAAAAAAAUUCUCCUCUAGUACGUAAGUUGUUCGCGGAUAUUAGACUUCCUUGUAACGAAAUCCACAGUUCUUUUGCAUUCUAUAACGAUAUACUAUUAGCGUAUUCACGUUCGCUGUUUCACUGUAUAGUAAAAGUUUUUCAAUUUAUUCACUUGCAGCAAACACUAUCGCGUGUCUCCCCGGCAAAACGCUGGUACCUAUAUAUUAUUAUACGACAAUAAUUUAUAGUUUAAUAUAUUUUAAUACACUAUUAUUUUCGGUUCGAUUUUCUCUUGUAAUAAGAUUUAUGAUAAUUUCGUUACGGUGUUACAGUGUCUCAUCGCUGGCUGGUAUAUAUCGUGUCUCCUGCAGCUUCUCGUCAUCGGAAUUGUCGUGGUUUACGUUCGCGCUAAAAACCCGCGCGUCGGGAUCUGCGUAAUGGUUUUGCUUUUGUGUUCGUCGCUGAUCACACCGUUCGUCAUGACGUACAUAUACCAGGUUUACGGAAUAAUAAGAAUAAUGUUAUCGUGAGUAUUAUAGUUGCAGUAUAUAAACAAUAUUAUUAUGAUGGCGUUCGUAAAUCGUCGAAUACUGCGCGAUAUAAUACAAUAUUAUUAAAAAUUAUUAUAGUAUUGUGAAAUAGUUUUUUAGAAAGUCCCGACAAUUCGUUCGAAUUCAGUAACAUGUACCGGCCAUUUUAUUUGAGGGGCACGCCGUACUACGCCGGUCUGUUGGCCGGCGUAACGGUAGAAGAGCUGAAGAAACGAGCCGUAAAAUUCUCUCCGGUAUCGUAUAGUAAUCAAAUUUACCUAAUUUAGAUGGGGGCGUAAUUUCAAUAUUAGCUGAGGUAGGACACUAGGGCAUAAAAAUGGCCAAUAAAUAAAUAAUAAUUAAUUGUAUACAUUAUACAUUCAUAAAACCAAUGAACAAUUACGUUCAAAAUUAAAUUUGCAUUCACAUUUAUUUUAAAUUUAAACAAAAAAAUACGGACUUACUUCGUGUGAUGGAUGGGCCACUGUUGUAGGUGAGAAGUUUUUAGAAGAGAAUAGGAGAAUUUAAUGUUUUGAUUAAUUUUUGAUAAAUCGUUGCUAACUAAAAACGAUUCUGAGUGGAGUUCGGUUAUACCUUAUACAUUGUUUGAAAGGUUGUAAUAUUUACGAUUUUCGUCGAAAUUUGAUUCUAAAAUUCUUAAAAAAAAAAAAUAUUCUACAUUACACUGAAUUUUUAGAUUCUGAGUGGAGCGAGAAAUAUAUUAGUUUUACAAUGAUAUUUAAUUUUUUUUUACCUGUGAACAAUUUUUUUUACCAGCAAUUUUACUCCAAUUGACUAUGAGAGCACUUAUAACAAAGAAAAUUUGACCGAGGUGGUACUUUAAGGAGGUGACUUUUUGAUUUUCCCACGAGUUUUCCUAACAAAUAGAAAAAUCCGGGGGAAAAAAAUGUUUGUUGUGUCACGACCCGAAACGGCUCUUAGGCCGGUCCAGCUGCAGCCGGCCCAAAGCUACUUGAAAAUCUAUGGUUGGGUAAAAUGCAUACUUCUGUUCCCCUGCCCCCAAAUAACGCCCCUGUAUCUAAUUUAUAUUAUAUACUGAUAAAAAUGAUUGGUUUUUUUUCUCCUCUUUUAUUAAUAGCGUAUCGUCUAUGCCGGGACUAUUAUCAUCAGCGCGAUUUGCGUUUGGGUUCAAUUGUACGGAGCCGUGUUCUACGACGUAAACAGGCCGUACAGCGUACUCGAACAGUCGUUAUACGCGACUCUCAGUCACUGCACGUGGACCGUCAUACUAUUUUGGGUUACACUGUGUCAUUUCACUUCGGGCUACGGUACGUGGCGACCUGUCUAUAUAAUAAUAUGUAAACGAAUAAGAUAAUAAUGAUAAUAUUAUGUAAAUAACAAUUGUCAAUUAAUAUUAAAUCGUCAUCUGUUUUCACCGACCGGAUAUUUUAUAAUGCGGGGUGCAAUUUGUUUAGCACGCUCACCCCGUUUUUAUGACGUUUAAAUAAUAAUGGAUUUAUUGAAAUUCUGCCGGUUUUUUUUUAUUGGAAAAAUGUACACAUAAAGAUUAGGUGUAUUUUUAAUAUGGGCACUUGAAUACAUUUUUUUUCAAUACCAUUACAAGGGUAUCCGUGAUGAAAAUAUACCAUAAGCUUGUGUUUUUAAAUCUGAGAAUGCCGUUAAUAUAUUUCAUUAUCAUUAGCAUUUUCUAAAAUAUUUGAUGGGUCGAAGUUAAAAAUCAAAAUAUUAUAUCUAUAUAAUUAUAGAGAGGAAACGAUAGUCGAUAAUACAGAGAAUAGAGAUAAAUUAUAACAUUGAUCUGAAAUUGGUAGCACAAAUAAAAUACUGCUAUACCAAGCCCGAGUUUGAUACUUAAAAAUCACACUGAACAGUAAGUUCAUUUAGCUGUGAGUAUAUACUAGUAUACAAUUUCUGAAUUUAUAAAAACAUUUUGCACUCAGUCUGAACAAAUCACAAACGAAUCGGUUAGUUCACUGCGAUUUAGUUUAAAUAUACUUAAACUAAUAUAACAUUUUGAUUUACACGAAUUUCGAGCAGUUAUGCGUUUUGUUUACGUGUUUUAAUAUUAACAUAGGUCCAAUAGAAAAAUUGUUCAACAAUAGAUUAAUGGUGCCCUUGGGCAGGUUGUCCUACGCAGUUUAUCUUGUCAACAUCACUGUCAUGAUGAUGAUAGAGAGCAGACAAAGGGCUGCUGUGUACCCUUCAAAAGAGUUCUUGGUAAGUAAAUAUUGAUACUACCUACUUAAUAAUCGUGAUUUUAAUAUAGCGUUAAGAGUUUGAACCGAUGGGAUAAUUUGACAGAUUGUAUUAAAAUGUAAAUAAUAUAGAAUACGUAUUUAUUGUGCAGCAGCAAAAGACCCGAGUAAAACAUAAUCUACAGUAUAAAUCUCGAGUAUUUAAAAAAUCAAAAAAAAAAAUCAUAAAAACACGAGAAACAGAAUUGCACAUUUCGUAAUGCAAAGGUAUAAAGUAUAUGAGGGCCACUUUUUUCAUAAUUAUAAAUAUUAAAUUACAUAUAAUAUCAGGGAAAAGUACUGUAAGUUAAUGAAAUUGGUUACAAUAAUAAAAUUACAUUUACGUGUUUUUAUGAACAAUAUAUCUAUAUUGUUAAUUUAUUAACUUUAAAUAAAGUAAAAACAUUUAAGGCUUUAUGUACUCGGGUGGAAAAGAAUAACGUGAAGCCAUAUGAUUACACACUGAGAUCCAUUUAUCAUAACUAUUAAUUUUCUCGGGGGAUUUUAAGUGACAUUGAUUUGAUUUUUCAAUCAUUAUGAAAUAAUAUAAGCUUAUUUGAAGACAAUUUCAAUUUUUCACCCCAGUUUCUUAUACUUUAAGUAACUUUUUUUUUAAACCUCCCGAAAGCUUUUAUUGUAACGAUUAAAAUAAAGUAAUUAAUUAUAUAUAUACUUUAGAUUUUUAAAUAGUAAUCUCCUUACAAUUUAUAUAGAUUCGAAUAAAAAAUAGUUUUAAAACAUUUUGAUACAAAAUGGAUUUAUCCUUUAUAAGUUAUAAAAUAAACCAGUUUAAUUUUUAGACCGGAGGCAUAGAAAAAGGUUAUCAAUUUAUCUGCUUAAAAUUAUUAUGCGUUUUAUUACCCUUGUCAAUUUCUCCUGUCUAAAUUUUAAACUAAUAUAGAAUAAUAAGAGUAGGAGUAAAAAACUGAAAACAGUGUUGAAUUAAAGCUUAAACGAUUCCACAAUUGUCAAAACAAAUGAAUAGAAAUCAAAUUCUCUUAAAAUUCGCCGAGAAAAUCGUUUAUUCGUGAUAUAUAUAUCACGAAUAUUAUUAAAUCUCCAUAGUAGAUUUAAUAGAUAAUAACCAUUAUUACAGACCAGCUUAAAUACCCGUUAUUUCCCGGGCUCGAUCCUUUCAACAAUAGUUAUCAAUAUAAAAAGGAUUUGAUUUAAGGUGUCUCCCCUUUUUCACCUUUAUCACUAUUGCAGUUAAUCGCGACUGUUGUUCGGUAAAUUAUCAUUUGAAAAGGGUACUUCCACUGAGGAAGUACCCUUUUUAAUUUAUAACUUCAAAAAUUAUGGAUUUUCAUAUAAAUUAUUUUUUAUAAUAAUAUGAAAAAUAUAUUACUAUAUUUACACCUUUAGGAUAUACAUUUUCAAAAAUCCAUUCUUGGUGGAUGCCUACAGUAUAAAAGGUACCUACUGUUAGAGUUUCAAGUUUCUAACCCCAACGGUUUAGACUGUCAGCCUGGAUCAGUCAAUCAGUUUCUCCAUUUAAAUAAUAUAGAAUAGCAUUUGUUAAUUUAAUUUGCCGUUUAUAUAAUGAAAUCUGUAUUGGUUAUAAGUGUAUAACUUAUAAUAAUUAUAAUAUAAUAUAUCUAUAGACUAUACUUGUUUGCAGUAAUAAUACUCGUUCGUAUUAUUAUAUAUGUAUGCUUUUUUGUUUUUAUUAUUCUAAAUAUUAUUGCUAUCCAAACGUUUUUUGUCGUUUCAAAAUAAACCUAAUAUUAUUGUUUAUAUUUGCUGUUUAUUGUAAUUAUAUACUGUAUACGGAUUUUAAAGACUGACAAUAUAUUUUAAUAUAUGGCUUUUAGUUUAAGCCCGUCUCGCUUUGUUUGCUUAAGUGCAAGUCAAUGUUUUAUUAGUAUAUUAUAUUAUAAUACAUAUCAGAGCGAUGAUAAAUCAUCAUAACAUUCGAAAAAAAAACGUACCGAAUAUAGUAUAAUAAUAUGAUGAAUAGAGUUUGAUUCAUAAGAUUAUCUAUAGAGUAGUGAGGAACACGUACAAUAAAUCGAAAAGAAAAAAAACAAAUUGAUCAGAUACAUAUUAUAUAUUAGAUGUAAUGAAGAAUGAAUGUAUUCGUGUAAACCCCUGUGUCUUCAGAAUUCCGACAUUUGUUUAAAAAAAAAAUAUUAAUAACACAGAGUAAUUAAUCGAUUCCUAUUUUAAUUGGGUACCGUAUAAAAUAUCAACAAGGUUUAGAAAAAAAUGAUAAAAAGAACUAAUACAAUAUUGUAGACAAAAAAUAAUAAUGUUCGUUAAAAAGUGAUCAUCAAAACGUCUACAAUAUGUAGUAGUUAAACUAUAAGGAAUACACUAGCUCGAAAAUAUAGAAUACCUAUACAAAAACAAUGAAUUUAAAAAAAAAAAAACGUCCCAGGAUAAUAGAGACGGGUGCAGCCACUGUUAUAGGUAAUUUAAUGUAUAUCUGUAAACAAUGAUAAACCAUUACUAACGAAAAAACGAUGCUGAGUGCAGUUCAGUUAUACAUGUUUUGAAAGGCCAUAAGGAUGUACGAUUUUCUUCGAAAUUUGAUAUUAAAACUCUUAUAAAAAAAACCUGCAUUGUUCAAUUUUUUUUUCGACGACUAAGUACUAAAUUUUAACUGAUAUUCCUAUCAAAAAGUUCAAUUAGUACAGAGUCUAAAAAUUUUAUCCACAGAGUACUUAACAAAUAAAAAAUCUAUAAAAACCUAGCAAAAUUAAAAUAUAAACUAUAAAUGGCUCAAAAUGGCUUAAAUGUUUUUAUAAUUUUACCACGCCUGGAAAAAAACAAAUUAAAAUUUUGUGUUGAGAUAUCAAAUCUUAUCGAUUUAUAGAACACAAGUUGUAAAUACUUUAAAUAUGACAGAUAUAAAAUCGAAUUAUAAUAAUUUAGUGUAAUAUUAACAAAGAGAAAACCCUUGUGUAAAAAAAUAAUAAUAAUAAAUUCAGAGGUACGAGUUCUGAAAUUAAAAAUUAUAAACAUUUUUCAAAACUCUUCCACACUUGUGCGGGAAAUAACCGGCGAAAAAAAGGCUUUUGGAUUUUUCAGUAUAAAAUAUAAUAUUUCAGUCCUUAUGUAUAUAAUUAGGUUUAGGUAUUGUAAUAUUAUAUAGGUAUAUCUGCGAAAUAAAUAAUAAUAAUUAUCGCGUUUAAUUUAUAGUCGGAAAUCGAAUUGAUUUGAAGAAAAUUUGGAUGGUUUUUUUUUUUCAGAUCAACGGAUGGAUUUUCGGUGCGGUCAGAACCUAUUUGAUUGGCGGUUUAUUGUACUUAAUUGUCGAAGCGCCAUCAGGGCUGUUAAUCAAAACACUAUUGAACGAAAAGUAAGUGAUGCAGUUUAAUGAAUAAAUCUUCGGUAUGAUAUUGUAUAAAAAACAGAAACUUCGAUCAUUAUUAUAUUACGACGACAUAGGUUUUCCGGUUAUGCAGUUCGCAGGAAAUAUUCUGAAACCAACGACCGCGCAUCAUCGUCAGCUGCUGCGGCGGAAGCGAAGCCGAGGGAUGUCAACGGCGGCGUAAAAAUCGCCGAACAAAAAGAUUCAACGCGUCUGUAG
Messenger RNA from Cinara cedri, 19469 nucleotides. The record is from the annotation of a GenBank genome assembly. Lineage: Eukaryota; Metazoa; Arthropoda; Insecta; Hemiptera; Aphididae.